Molecule: messenger RNA, 564 nt
Organism: Malaya genurostris
Lineage: Eukaryota; Metazoa; Arthropoda; Insecta; Diptera; Culicidae
Exons: 3
Coding region: 79-471 (130 amino acids)
Source: RefSeq, a predicted model, not a curated record
ACAGUUGCAGCCAAACUACCUUUGAACCAAGUUACCAGUUAUAUUGAAGAAUUGUGUUCCCUAAAAGAAGUGACAAUUAUGAUCAAGGAAAUAUUUCUCAUCUGCUGUCUGAUGGCAGCAACACUUGCGAUGCCGGCUACCGAUUAUGGCUCCUCAAACCCGAGUUCGUUUCAAAAUGGCGAUGCUCCAAUUCUGAUAUUGCCGCUGGCCAGCGAUGAUUUAGAAGGAGCUGAAUCGGCACAUCCUGGCUACGGAGGUGGUGGUCAUGGAGGUUUUGGAGGUGGCCAUGGAGGCGGUUUCGGUGGUGGCGGCUUCGGAGGUGGUGGCUUCGGACGGGGACAUGGCGGUUUUGGAGGAGGACAAGGAGGUUUCGGUGGUGGCGGUUUCGGAGGCGGAGGUUAUGGAGGUGGUGGCUAUGGUGGUGGCUUCGGUGGAGGUCAUGGAGGCCGUGGACAUGGCUACCAUGGUUAAAUGAAGUUGCGGUUGCAAAUGAUGAACUGCAGAUGUACAGUAAAUAGGUAGUGAUGUUUGAGAUGGGAAUAAAGAGUCUGAAAUUUUCAUGAA